Elgaria multicarinata webbii is the source of this 3727-nucleotide messenger RNA. RefSeq names its product centromere protein C (gene CENPC). The transcript is spliced from 17 exons. Gene Ontology annotation, biological process: attachment of mitotic spindle microtubules to kinetochore; kinetochore assembly; spindle attachment to meiosis I kinetochore. Gene Ontology annotation, cellular component: kinetochore. Lineage: Eukaryota; Metazoa; Chordata; Lepidosauria; Squamata; Anguidae. Gene Ontology annotation, molecular function: centromeric DNA binding. The record is from RefSeq and is a predicted model, not a curated record. Bases 1 to 2937 code for a protein of 978 amino acids.
AUGUCAGAGCCAGAGCUGAUUCCAGUUUCGGUAGAGCUGUCUUAUCAUCACUCCUGUAACAUCAACGCGACCAACGAGACUACCCUCCUCCGACGGCCGGCCAAUGAGCGCCUUCCUUCCCCGGUGCGCGUGCGCAGGAGGAAGUUUUCAAAUGGGGAGCAGUGCAGGCGUGGUUGGCCUCGGUCUCGCGCGCUUCUGUUCGCAGCCUCCGGGCUGACAGUCGCCGCCGCCGCCGCCGCCAUGGAGUCGCUGGGCCAUGAUAAAGCUAAAACCCUGCUAUUGCAAAGAUUCAAGGAUAUAGAGAUGCAGUCUCAGUCAGAGGAGCUUAAGUCCUCUUGUGCCCAGGAAUUUACAGUAAGCUCCCCUAGCUUAUCAUGUAGCUCGGCUUCGAGUUUCAGCAGGGACCAAGAUCAAGUUUCAACUCCUAGCAAACAGAAAAAAGAGCCAGAUCAGUUUAGUUGUCUGAAGAAUGCCUUUAAUAUCUUCAUGUUGCCAUCACCCGAUACAAAAGGCAAAGAUUCAGAUGAGAGCGAAUCGGAAGAUGCUAAAGCACCAGAGGAAAGCCGUAUGUCUCCGCCAGAUGACGAUGUUGAUGUGCAGUCCUUAGGAUCACCUGCUCUUUUGUUAGAAGAAGAAGAAGAAGAAGAGGGACUAUGUAGAGGAAAGCUGCUUAUUGAUGAAGUGGCAACCGUUACAGAUUUACGGAACGGUAGAGAUGUUGGAGAACAAAAUUGUUCAGCUACAUCUUCUGGUCAGAGAAAGACGUGUGAGCCCUUAGCUUUGUUACAAUCCAUGCAACGAAAUAUCAAUGUACAGCUGGAAGAGUGUGAGUUUUUGAUAGAGGAAUCAUUUGGGGGGACUUCUACAUCUUGGAUUUCAGCAUCCCAAAAGAAAAAACAGCCACAGAAAAAUAGCUUAAGAGCUGCAUCACUUGAAGGACAAAAAAGAACCCAGCAACACAGUUUAAAAAGAAAGAGCAAACAGGUAUCAGAAAAACUUGCUUCACCAACCUCAGCAAAGAAAAUCAAAACGAAGUUAGCUAAUUUCACUGAAAGAGAUAUUGAUGGAUUGCAGAAUGCUUCAAGGACUAAUGAAAUGAUGACUAUGGUAGAUGACCAGUCAAAACUGGCUGUAAGUACCAUCCAAGAGGUAAGGACGCAAAUGGAUUCCAAAGAUAAGGCAUCAAUAGAAAUAAGAAAUAAAAGUUACCAGGACUCUACAAACAGAAGCCAGUCAGACGACUUCGCAGCUUUGCUGGAAGAGGACCACGGUUUUUCAGUGCUGCCACAGCCUGUUAUAAAUACAGCACAGCACACAUCCCAGAGUAAACCAUUUGUGAGGCAGAAAAGUGCAAAUAUUACGCCCCUGAGAGAAGCACAUAAUGUAGCUUGCCAAGCUUCUGCAAGUCAAGAUGUGAACUCAGAAGAACCACUUAGUGUUCUAGAAUGCGUCCGUCUUUCAAAAGUGACACUGUCUGGGGGAAGAACAACUGAGCAAUUACCUUGCAGUAAAAAUGCUGUGAAAGAAAUAAGUUCAAAAAUGGAACGAUCAGUACAAUUGCAUAAUGAUAGCCGAAGGUGCACAACUACAGUCAUGUCCUCAGAGCUUUGCCAAAAGUCUGCGGAUACAAACAUAUCUUCUGAGGACUUGGUUUCUGUUGUAAAACCCAUUAUUUCAAAUGGUCCUACAGCUCAACAGUCUUCCCAUAAUAAAUGGGCUAGGAAGAAAAAGCCUCCAAGAACUAAACUACCUAAAAAACAACAGGAAAACCAACGGAAACCUAAAAACCAACAGGAAAACCAGCAGAAACCUAAAAAACAACAGGAAAACCAGCAGAAACCUAAAAAACAACAGGAAAAACAACAGGGAAAUCAAUGGAAGAAUGUGAAGAAAUCUGUUAGAGCUGCUAGAAAGAAAAACAGGGUGUUGGUUUCAGAUGAGAGUUCUGAAAGUGAGCGUGAAGAGGAACAGUGUGAUAAAUGGGGUAAAAGUCUUCAUAAGAUAAGAAGAAAUGAAUCACAGAAAACACCACCUCAAAUAAGUCAGACUUUUUUGGUAAGUUCAGAAGAUAACGAUUAUGGAAAUGUAUCCUACCAAGAGGAUUCUUAUGGACAGUCUGUGGCAGAAGAAAGCUUCAAUGCUUCUACGAAACAACAAAGCAACAAUGCACAUUCAUUGUAUGGCCUGGUUUGUAGUAAUAAAACAUCUUCCAAACGCAAGAAGUUAUUUAACACAGAGGAUCCAUAUUCACAUGAAUCUGGAAUUGUGGAGGAGGACUUUGUUUUAAGUUCAGUGAAGCAUAAACUAGUUUUGCCUACCAACACUCCCAAUGUUCGCCGCACUAAAAGAAGACGUAUUAAACCACUGGAGUAUUGGCGAGGAGAGCGUGUGGACUAUAAGGCGAGACCUUCAGGAGGCUUUGUAGUUGGAGGGAUAAUAUCACCUGAACAGAGAGAACCUGGAAAACCUAAACCUGCAAAGACAAUAAAACGUGUUCUGGAGUUGGAAAACCUACCAGAUGACUCGCUGAUUUCCUUAAAAGAUCCUUUGCAGCCAGUUGUGGUGUUUGAUAGAGCAUCUAAUCAGCAGGUUCUUCUAGAUUGCGUGAGGAGUGGUAGUAGUUCAAAUACGUUUUGCAUCGAUAAUGAGAAAUUGACCAUAUAUAAAUAUCUGACUACACCUUCCUUUUCUGCUGGCAAAAUGAUACUAAAACCACUGAAAGAAAAGGGACAACAGUAUUCCCACACAGAUACACUGGUUUUUCAUAUUGCUCGUGGCAAACUUCUUUUGACUAUGUAUGACCAAUGUUAUUGUCUGACGGUUGGAGACUAUUUCUUUGUCCCACCAGGGAAUAUAUACAACAUACAUAAUCUCUUGAGGAAAGAAUGUGUAAUCCUUUUCACACAGCUGAAAGGAGACAGGUCAGAAAAUCAAUAAAACUUAUCCUCAAAUCUGUAUUCUGGGCGCAACUUGGACAUCAUCUCACGCUAAAACAAGUUAGAGAGGUUCUCCGGAAUCCUGUUUCUUUAUUGGCUCUAGUUAUGCUGUUUCCAGGACAAGAAACCUGUUUCCACAGUUGAGUUGUAUGAUUUCCUGAUUUUAUAUUUCACAAGCUCUCUUUGUUUUUCAUAAUAAAGUACAUAAUAUGUCAACCUAUAUUGGACAAAUGUGUUAAGCCUUAAAAGCAAUUUGCUGCCCUGUUUUGCUGGUGCAAUAGUGCAACGGUGCCAGAGGUGGAAGCCAGGCUACUCUGAAGGUUCUUCAUACAAAUUGCCACCCUUGGCCAGAGUGGAGGAAAGGAUAGAGAAUAUUUGUGCAGGGAUACUAGUGCCGGAGCCUCCAUUACGCUCUUCAUUGCUCAAUACAGCAUCAGCUGAAGCUCUUCGUGUAAAAAGAAAAAUAUGUUUGCUCCUUUUUGUGUUUAAGUUGUAAUUGUAAUAUUGCUGGCGUGGUUUUGUUCUUCAAAAGGUGAAGUUUUCAGGAGCAUUAAAUGUAGGAAUCACUUUGCUCCCUUGUUAUGGUUCCACAGACUUAAGUUGUAAACCAAGCUUGCUCUCAGUUCUGCUGAAAACGUGGUAAGAGUUUGUUGUGGCACGUGUGCCUUUUCCUGAUUAGUCUCAUCUGGUUUGGGAGGCAUUUGUCCACUUAUUUUGUCUAGGGUUCCCAAUGUUAAUGUCUGCUUCCUAUUCAUCCUGUUAACUUGAUAAACUGGUUAGUUCAGAUAUUG